AUGAGCCUCGAGUGCCAGCUGGAUGAUUUGUUCUGGGUCAGCGAGGGAGCCAACUGCUACGUGUACGAGGUGAAUCCUCUCAUUGUCGUAAAGGUACCGAAAGCUGGGGACCAAGAGAGAGAACAGUUCCGCAAAGAGGUUGAGAUCUUCGACAUUCUCUCACAUCAUCCACCAUGUCCCUAUGUGAUAUCCUGCUUCUUGCACACCAACGAUUGUAUCUUUCUUGAAUAUAUGAGAGAUAUCUGCCUUUCCUGGCGAAUUCAACAAAAUCACAUCCGGGACCAUGAAACAAUGCGGGUUAUUAGCGUGGAAAAAUUUGAGCCACUCCACCUGCGAAAGUCAUGGAUGAGUGAUCUUUCUCAUGGCGUCGCUUUUCUCGAGUCUCUAAACCUUGCGCAUGGUGAUCUUAGACCUGAGAAUAUUCUGCUUGAUCGCAAUCACCUUAAGCUUUCAGAUUUUGACAGCACCUCUCACAUUGGAUCACAAUUCGAAACUUGCAUUGCUCCAUACGGUCGACUGCUUGGUAGUGAAGGUGGACCCUUCCAAGGAACUGCAGGCCUACUUGGCCCACGAACAGAGCAAUUUGCACUUGGUUCAUUAUUCUAUCUAAUAAACUAUGGAUUUGAGGUUUAUGGUGAUCAAUGUUUUGGCGAUGAUCCCUCUGGUAAGGAGCAUGGGUCUCUUGUCAUGGAUCUGCUACAAAUGAUGAUAUUUCCAGAUUUGAACCAGGAGCCAAUGAUUGACUCCAUAAUCAGAAGAUGCUGGUUCGGCGAGUACAAGACAGUGGCAGAAUUGGCAGCAGAUACAAAAAAGCUAUGCAGCAUAGGCAGUGAGACUUCCAGAGGCAAUAUUGAAGGGGUUAAGCGUUCGGCACCCAUAUCUGUGGACGACUUCUCAUCACAGAGGAAAUUGUGUGAGGAUUUAGUCAGGUGUGGAAUACCUAAGGCUCUCUCUUUGCAGAAUCCCCGACAACUUGGGCUCCCAAUAAAACGAAGGCACGUGUGUUGGGAACUACUAUGGUAG
This is a messenger RNA of Paracoccidioides lutzii Pb01, 1023 nucleotides long. RefSeq names its product kinase domain-containing protein. The transcript has a single exon. Gene Ontology annotation, biological process: protein phosphorylation; intracellular signal transduction. Bases 1 to 1023 code for a protein of 340 amino acids. Gene Ontology annotation, molecular function: protein serine/threonine kinase activity; ATP binding. The record is from RefSeq and is a predicted model, not a curated record.